Molecule: messenger RNA, 136 nt
Organism: Dentiscutata erythropus
Lineage: Eukaryota; Fungi; Glomeromycota; Glomeromycetes; Diversisporales; Gigasporaceae
Source: the annotation of a GenBank genome assembly
AUGGGUCUUUCUUUCCACAUCAAAUCGGGGUUUAGGUACACUGAAGUUUUUUUUAAAGUAUCUCGUAAUACAUUUAAUUCGCCUUACCAUAGUGUUAAAAUCACUUUAAUUGGGAAUUUUUGGCCACAAGAUAUGA